CCGGGGGAAGGUCUCUGUCUGACUGAGUCCAGCAGUAAAACUUUUCUCCGUUCACCUCCAGCUGCUUCACUUCUAGUCGUUCUGCGCCACCAUGUCCGGAGUCGCCUCCACUCUGGCCAAACAGCGGGCCUUGGCCGCGGGGUUCGGCAGCAACUCCAACGCGGUUCCGUACCUGAAUCAGAACUUUGAGGCCCUGCGCUCUCAGUGCCGCUCCUCCGGGCAGCUGUUCUGCGACCCCACCUUCCCGGCCGAACCAGAAUCUCUUGGCUUUAAGGAAUUGGGUCGAAACUCAUUCAAGACCCGCGGAGUCAUUUGGAAGAGACCGACGGAGCUGGUCUCAAACCCGGAGUUCAUCAUGGGUGGCGCCACCAGGACUGACAUCUGUCAGGGAGCUCUGGGUGACUGCUGGCUAUUAGCAGCCAUUGCCUCGCUGACGAUGAACGAGUAUGUGAUGGCACGAGUCGUUCCAUCAGACCAAGGAUUUGGAGAUGAUUAUGCAGGAAUCUUCCACUUUCAGUUCUGGCAAUUUGGUGAGUGGGUGGACGUGGUGAUUGACGAUCGGCUGCCAGUUAAAGACGGAGAGCUGAUGUUCGUGCACUCGGCAGAAGGCCGGGAGUUCUGGAGCGCCUUGCUGGAGAAAGCUUACGCUAAGAUGAAUGGCUGCUAUGAAGCACUGUCUGGUGGUUCCACCACUGAGGGCUUCGAGGAUUUCACUGGGGGCAUUGCAGAGAACUAUGACCUCAACCAGCCACCGCCUAACCUGUUCCAGAUUAUCAAGAAGGCGCUUGAGGCUGGAGCUCUGCUGGGCUGCUCCAUCGACAUCACCAGUGCUGCAGACUCCGAGGCUGUUACUCGUCAGAAGCUGGUGAAAGGCCACGCCUACUCACUGACGGGUGCUGUGGAGGUGAACUACCGUGGGCGUCAGGAGAAGCUAGUGAGAAUGAGGAAUCCCUGGGGUCAGGUAGAGUGGACUGGACCCUGGAGCGAUGGGUCCUCUGAGUGGAACUACGUUCAGGGCGACUGUCCUCAUGCCAAUGCAGAGGAUGGGGAGUUCUGGAUGGCGUUCACUGACUUCCUGCGGCACUACUCCCGCAUAGAGGUGUGCACUCUGACCCCCGACACUAUUGGAGACGACUCUGUCAAACACUGGAGUGUUAGCAAGUUUGACGGCAACUGGAGGAGAGGGUCCACAGCCGGAGGCUGCAGGAAUCAUCCUUGUGAGUAUCAGACCGAUGUUUCUCUGCAGUUCCGCGGACAGACGCAGGUCCACCUGGAUAAAAACUUCUUCUUGACCCACGCUCAGACGGCCAGGUCAGAGACCUUCAUCAACCUGCGGGAGGUGACCUCCCGCUUCAAGCUGCCGCCUGGAGAAUACCUGAUCGUCCCAUCCACCUUUGAGCCACAUCAAAAUGGAGAUUUCUGCAUCCGAGUUUUCUCCGAGAAGCAGACAGAGACAGUGCCGUGUGAUGACCCGGUCAGUGCAGAGCUCACGGACGAGACGGUGUCGGAUGAGGAAGUAGAUGCAGGGUUCAGAAACUUGUUCUCCAAACUUGCAGGAGAUGACAAGGAGAUCUCUGCAUGCGAACUGAGGACCAUCAUGAACAAGAUUGUCGGCAAACGAACUGACAUCAAAACGGAUGGAUUCAGCCUGGAGACCUGCAGGAUCAUGGUCAACCUGAUGGAUGACAGCGGGAACGGAAAGCUGGGCCUUGGAGAAUUCGCCACUCUGUGGAAGAAGGUGCAGAGAUACCUGUCAAUCUAUAAGCAGAACGACACAGAUAACUCUGGAACGAUGAGCACUCCGGAGAUGAGGGUGGCCUUUAAAAAUGCAGGUUUCACCCUCAACAACACUAUUUACCAGCUGCUGGUGGCCAGAUACUCUGAAACAGACAUGACCAUCGACUUUGAUAACUUUGUGGGGUGCCUGAUGAGGCUGGAGAUGAUGUUCAAGAUCUUCAAGAAACUGGACAGCGAAGACAGCGGCUCCAUUGAGCUCGACUUUAAUCAGUGGUUAAACUUCGCCAUGAUCUGAACCAGAACCUUUCUGGGUCGGUCCAUCGCACCGUUUACAGCUUUAGCUUCUCUUUCUGAUACAGUUUCUGACAUUUUUAUGAGUAUUUUAUCUUCUACACCAACUGUCUCAUAAAGCCAAUAAAUGUACCUACAACACA
Messenger RNA from Cyprinodon variegatus (sheepshead minnow), 2171 nucleotides. Its product is annotated as calpain-2 catalytic subunit-like. Gene Ontology annotation, biological process: proteolysis. NCBI's taxonomy places the organism in Eukaryota, Metazoa, Chordata, Actinopteri, Cyprinodontiformes, Cyprinodontidae. Gene Ontology annotation, molecular function: calcium ion binding; calcium-dependent cysteine-type endopeptidase activity. The coding region runs from base 92 to 2032 and encodes 646 amino acids. The transcript has 19 exons. Gene Ontology annotation, cellular component: cytoplasm. The record is from RefSeq and is a predicted model, not a curated record.